AUGUGCACAGAAGUACAUGAAGCCGUUGUUGCACUAUUACAAGAGUAUUUCAGAAUUCCAAAUGGUGGCAUUAUUAUUAAUCCACCAAUAGUCAUUAGGGGUCAAUCACUUCAUCCUUCACCAAAUGCAGAUGGACUUGGUAUUGCACCAGAUAUUGCAAUACGUCCGGAUGAGGCAUAUGUUCCAAGACCUCCCAAUACUGGACCCCUCAAUCUUGGACCUCCCCCAAGUGACACAAUGGGGAAUUCUCAUGCUAGAAUAAUAUGUGAGAUUGCAGUUAGUCAAACUUACUGUGGAUUGAAAAAUAAGUGUGCACUUUGGAUGAGUCAGAAGUAUGUGAGAUGUGUAUUAGGAAUAAAGCUUUAUGAUUUGAGAACUACACGAAAUACACAUGGACAAUUUAAUCGAUCAAUGAAGGCUAAAUUAUGGAGACAGGGAUUACCAACCAGAAAAUGGCAUUUUGGGACUGUGCAAAAAGGUAGUAGUCAACCUACUGGGUGUAAUGCUCCGGGUAAUCCAGCAUAUCAGAUCAACAUUCCAAUAAGUGAUGUAUUCUAUGACCCACCUAUUCCAGCUAUUGGAUACGUUCCACUGGUUUCUCAUCCUGCAAUUCUUGGUGGUAAUUUUAUCAUUGAUCUUUACGAAAUUCAGCAAAUAGUUUUGAAAGGUCAGCCAAGAUAA
Molecule: messenger RNA, 681 nt
Organism: Paraglomus brasilianum
Lineage: Eukaryota; Fungi; Glomeromycota; Glomeromycetes; Paraglomerales; Paraglomeraceae
Source: the annotation of a GenBank genome assembly